AUGUCCUCCUCCCCUUCUCUCUUCUGUUGUCGAACGGCAUCGUCAUCGUCAAAGUCAAAAUCAUCUUUCCCCAUUAAAGCGUCAAAAUGCUCCGUCCAGGCGGUGUUUAGGAGUAGGAGUAGGAGUACUACUCACACCACGAGGAGGAGUCAAAACAGGAACCAGGCGGUGUGUAGUAGCAGUAGUAAUAGUAAUAACACUCACACCACGACGAGGAUGCAAAACACGAGGAAUACGAGGAGUCGGAAUGCCCCGAGAGGAGAAGAGUUUUUAGGAGGUGGAUUUUUGAGUCACUUGGAGGAAGAGUUCGCGUCGAUCGACCGGGAGCUUCUCAACGCUCGAAAAAGGAUGACGAUGUUCGAAGAAGAAGGAGGAGGAAGAGGAAACGACGCUCGCGAGGAUUUGGGACCAUCUCUUCCGAGCAACAGAACGGUCGAAAAGAAGAGAGAGAUUCGGAAAGAACGUCGCGGUGAAAACUCGUACAGUAACUUCCACUAUGUGGAAUCGGUGACGACGUACGGAGGGCCCCCGCCGGGGCUUUCCGGUGCGAGGACGGGAAGCGUUCUGCAGAACGGGUACGCGCUCGUCGGUUUCGCCUUCGUUUUGUGCGGGACGACUUUCGCGUAUUUUAAAGAGAAGAAAAUGUUCGCGCGAAACUUCUCGCUUACGAAUUUCAAGGAGGAAGAGAAGGAAAAGCUCGCGCUCCGAUGGCCUAUCUUGUAUCUGUUCUCGGAGACUUUUCGAAGAGAGUUUCGAAAGACACGAGUUUCGAAAAAGGAGGAGGAUUUGGAGAAGUAA
This is a messenger RNA of Bathycoccus prasinos, 798 nucleotides long. RefSeq lists its product with no specific name. NCBI's taxonomy places the organism in Eukaryota, Viridiplantae, Chlorophyta, Mamiellophyceae, Mamiellales, Bathycoccaceae. The transcript has a single exon. Bases 1 to 798 code for a protein of 265 amino acids. The record is from RefSeq and is a predicted model, not a curated record.